AUGGCUUUAGCUUGUACACUGGGAUUUAAAUCAAAUGAUGAUUUCAAUCGAUCACUUCAAUGUGAAAAAACAGAUAAUCAUAUUGAUGAAUUCUGUCCAAAAUUGAAUAUUGAAAAUAUUGCACAAUUUAUUACUUUACCACCUUAUGCUGAUCCAGCUCAAUAUAUGAAAAUGGUCAAUGACAAUGUUGAUCGUAUUCGAAUUCAAUUUCUUAAAGGUACAACAACAUUAGCAUUUAAAUUUCGUAAUGGUGUCAUAGUUGCUGUUGACAGUCGUGCUACUGCUGGCGGUUUUAUUGCAUCGGGAGAAGUAAAAAAAGUAAUUGAAAUCAAUCCUUAUUUAUUGGGAACCAUGGCUGGCGGUGCUGCUGAUUGCGCCUUUUGGGAACGUGUACUUGCACGUCAUUGUCGUAUCUAUGAAUUACGUAAUAAAGAAAAGAUUUCCGUUGCAGCUGCUUCAAAAAUUCUUGCAAAUAUGGUCUUUGAAUAUCGUGGCAUGGGCCUAUCAAUGGGCACAAUGAUUGUUGGCUGGGAUAAACGAGGCCCUGGCUUAUAUAUGGUAUCUGAUGAUGGUGAACGUAUUAGUGAUAAUAUAUUUUCUGUUGGUAGUGGUUCAAUCUAUGCAUAUAGUAUUCUUGAUGCUACUUAUAAAUACGAAAUGAGUACAGCUGAUGCUAUUGAUCUUGCUCGUCGUGCUAUUGUACAUGCUGCUCAUCGUGAUGCAGCUUCAGGCAACAUCGUUCGAAUUUAUCAUAUGAAAGAAACCGGUUGGGAAAAGAUCGAAGAAAAAGAUACCAACGAUUAUAUGUAUCAAUUUCGUGAAGAUAAAACAAUGAAUUUUUAA
This is a messenger RNA of Rotaria socialis, 843 nucleotides long. The record is from the annotation of a GenBank genome assembly. NCBI's taxonomy places the organism in Eukaryota, Metazoa, Rotifera, Eurotatoria, Philodinida, Philodinidae.